UAUCAAUGUAAACAUAAUGGGGUUGGUGUAUUUUACAUGUUCUCUGGGCAUUUCAUUUUCUCAUUUCUUGCCAUGCAUUUCCCUCUUGUGUGAUGGACCGUCCGGGAAAAUAUGCUGCAAUGGAUACAUUUGGAAUAGAACACUGGAUAAAUGCGUCGAAUGUAAUCCUGGCUACUUUGGAGAACAGUGCGAUGUUCCUUGUUUACAACCUACCUAUGGCUGUGAAAACAAAGUUGAUGAACAGUUCCAAAAGUAGAUUCUUAUCGACUGUUACUGCAAAGUCAUUUUCAGACCCUGCGUUGGAAGCACAUGGGAUGACAUGGAAAACCACCAAACCUUCUCGUGAAACGUGUAAAUUUUGUGCUGUUGAGAAUGAGCAUGUCACUGAAACCGAGCUCUCAUGGACUCUUAUAUAUAGCAUUGCUAGUAUAUCAGUUGCCGCGGCAAUUUUAUUCUUUGUUUAUAUAUGGACUUUUAUCAAACGAGAUCAUUGUGUUUCUCUACAAACUUAA
Saccostrea cuccullata (small rock oyster) is the source of this 512-nucleotide messenger RNA. RefSeq lists its product as uncharacterized. Bases 93 to 512 code for a protein of 139 amino acids. The record is from RefSeq and is a predicted model, not a curated record. The transcript is spliced from 5 exons. NCBI's taxonomy places the organism in Eukaryota, Metazoa, Mollusca, Bivalvia, Ostreida, Ostreidae.